This is a messenger RNA of Plectropomus leopardus (leopard coralgrouper), 4301 nucleotides long. Its product is annotated as nuclear receptor ROR-beta-like. Gene Ontology annotation, biological process: regulation of transcription by RNA polymerase II. Gene Ontology annotation, cellular component: nucleus. Lineage: Eukaryota; Metazoa; Chordata; Actinopteri; Perciformes; Serranidae. Gene Ontology annotation, molecular function: RNA polymerase II cis-regulatory region sequence-specific DNA binding; nuclear receptor activity; zinc ion binding. The record is from RefSeq and is a predicted model, not a curated record.
GCUGUCGGCAGUGAGAUCAUGGGAGAGUCCACGCUUGGAGAAAGUAGGUUAGCAGGGUAGACUGAGAGGAAAGCAGAGCACAGAGGGGGGGUCCGAUCACCGGUCGUUCACCGUGGGACUAUUCUGUCAAAAAAGUUGAGCCAAAUCUAUUCGCCAGUGCGCCGAGACGGUUACGAUGCGAUCCAAAGCGACUUUAUUCACUCUUUUAUUUCGCUCGGACUUGACCGAGCGAUAGACGAGAGGAGUUUCGGGUAGUUGUUUUUUUUUCUCUGUUUUUGGCCGUGCUUUACGAGAGCUUUCUGCAGCCGGGACGAAGUUAAUAUUUACAGCGCCAGCUCACUCUGGCUCCAGCGGUUAUUUCUCCUCUAUCCUGUCAACUACAUUAACCACAUGUAGCCGAGUUUUUUUUAUAUCGUGUAACUAAGAGAAAGAAAACAUCAAAAUGAGAGCUCAGAUCGAGGUCAUCCCUUGUAAGAUCUGCGGGGACAAGUCCUCAGGAAUCCACUAUGGAGUCAUCACCUGUGAAGGCUGCAAGGGAUUCUUCCGUCGCAGCCAGCAGAACAAUGCCAUGUACUCUUGUUCCCGCCAGCGGAACUGCCUGAUCGACCGAACUAACCGUAACCGCUGCCAGCACUGCCGCCUACAGAAGUGUCUGGCUCUGGGCAUGAGCAGAGAUGCGGUCAAGUUUGGUCGUAUGUCCAAGAAGCAGCGUGACAGCCUCUACGCUGAAGUGCAAAAACACCAGAAGUCUCAGGAGUGUGUGGGCUCCGCAGGCGUGGGUGCCACUGCUCUGUCUUUACCCAAGGAAGACAUUGUCUGCGGUGGUGGCGGUGAGGAUGUUGAAGAGGGUCUGAGCCGGUCCUACAGCAGUGGGGGCUCCAGCUCCACCCUCAGUGACCUGGAUGACAUCGCAGCACUGCCUGACCUGUUUGACCUGCCUCUGACCCCUGAAGAGGCCAGCGAGUACUGCAGCCUGGAGCUGCUUGGUGGUGGCGGAGCCAGCACCGGCAACACCUCCAACUCAUCGUCCUCAUCCUCCUCCUCAUCCUUGUCUAAUCAGAAUUCCCCGCAGCAGACUAUGCUGGACGGGGUAGACGGCAAUGGGAUCCAGCUCCUGCAUAGUCACACUCAUCUGCUGCUGGGACACACACACACACUGCUGGACCAGCUGCCUGAUGACUGCUCAAUAACAGACCUUGAGCGUAUAACUCAGAGUAUUGUUAAGUCACACUUGGAGACGUGCCAGUACAGCGCUGACGACAUGAAGAGAUUCACCUGGGUACAAUACUCACCUGAGGAAACACGUGCUUUUCAAAACAAGUCAGCUGAGUGGAUGUGGCAGCAGUGCGCGCACCACAUCACCAACGCCAUUCAGUAUGUGGUGGAGUUUGCCAAACGCAUUGCUGGCUUCAUGGACCUGUGCCAGAAUGAUCAGAUUAUAUUGCUGAAAGCAGGCUGUCUGGAAGUCCUGCUGAUACGCAUGUGCCGAGCUUUCAACGUAAACAACAGCACCAUUUUCUUCAAUGGGAAGUUUGCCCCGGCUCACUUCUUCAAAGCACUUGGCUGCGAUGACCUGGUCAGCGCAGUGUUUGACCUGGGGAAAGGACUCUGCCGUCUACAGCUGUCUGAUGAAGAGAUGGCUCUGUUUAGUGCUGCCGUUCUUCUAUCUCCUGAUCGACCCUGGCUAACAGAAGGCCAAAAGGUUCAGAAACUGCAGGAGAAAGUUUACCUGGCUCUGCAGCACAGUCUACACAAGAGUGGUGCUUCUGACGAGAAACUGGACAAGAUGGUGUCCAAGCUGCCCAUCAUGAAGUCUAUCUGUAACCUCCACAUCGACAAACUCGAGUUUUUCCGUCUGGUCCACCCAGAGACCGCCUACAGUUUCCCACCACUGUACCGGGAAGUGUUUGGCAGCGAGAUGUCUCUGCCGGACUCCACUGACAGUUAGACAGACAGAUAGAGAAACAAGAGAGAUGGAGAGAGUGUAUUAAGAGGUAGGGAAGCAAAAAAAAAAAGGAGAGACAGAGAAGGAUAGAGAUGUUGAAGCUCAACAACCAGCAGUUAUGAGACAAUCCAGGACUUAAAAUACUCCGUCUCCCAUGAUCCCAAAGUAGUCCUCCACUUUCCCAGCAGGCAAAGCACCUUACACUACAGACCACACAUGCUCAUGGUCCUCUGCAUAUUGUAGCAUUAACAACAAGCGGAUGGGUGUCGUUAAUAAUGAGAGCCCGCUAGGCAUGAGACAGCUCCAAGCUCUAACACUUGUUUUUAACAUCGGAUCCACUAUGGAUCACCCAACCAGUUAUGAAUGUACCUCAACGAUAAGCACCAGUGCACAAGCCAGAACCCAACAACAGUGAAUGUACAAACCCCUGAGUUUUCCACAAAGUAUCGGAAUGAAGUUGAUGCAGACACUAUUAAUACAGCUCUCAGUCAAUAUUUCUGUCUACAUUAGUGCAUCUCAGUAUGGUACGCCUGCGUAUUCAUACAGACAAUAUCCUUGUACUGACCAUCACUUAGGGACCAAGAUCAUGAGUCAUUUUCUCUGCAAUGAAAAUAAACACACAGACAUGAUGUGACUCACGGCUUAGGCUACGAACCAGUUUCACUCACAUUUAGACAGUGUUCGGUGCUGCCUUUUUUUGUAGGCUUUUGUAAAUGCAAUGAGAAACCUCAGUCCCAUGCACCCCUUUCCUUGUAAAUGCCACUUAGAGACAGGACAAGAUGAAAUUAUCUUUAAUUUAUAUACACAUUUAUAAACAAAUAUUUUAAAUAAGAAUGUAAAUAGAUGACUAUAUAUGGAGAGAGUUAGAAUGUGUGAGUUCAGUUCAGAGAGCGAGGGAGAGAGAAGUGUAGAAGUGAGAUGCAGAGAAAAGACGGAUGUUUCAGGAGCGCUGAUAUUUGGACUCGUUGCCUGGACUACUUCCUCUCUUGACAGUACUCUCAGGUUUCCAUGGCAACAAUCUCCCCUUGCCCUGACGGUGCCUGGGUUGGGCGCCGUCACCGCGCAAGCGACGGGGGUGGACACUUGUUGCAGAUGCGACACAGCAGGGGAGGGACAGUGUACCCAAACAAAGGCGCAUAAACAUUGCCUUGCAUAUGAACGGAGAGCUUUCAGGCUGUCGCUGCACACGAGGACAAACAAGGACACUAAGGACAAGAGACAGCAAGGCAAAAGAUGGCUUCAUGAACUGUAUGAUAAAAUGGGACACACAGGGUCUCCCCGCCUGUUUAUAACCAGCAGCAGUCAGUCAGUAGGUGUAGUAUAACUGUCUUUCACUCAUGUUUCAGUUGGUUAAAGGCCAGAACGACGAUGAUCCAGGAUAUGUAUCAUAAACCCUCCUUGCUGGUUGGAGCAACUGUAUUAUUUUGUACAUUUGCUGUUCCUCUCUCCUUUAGUCCUAAACACUUGUCCAAACACCAAGCACUUAUACUUUCCUCUUCCUCACUGGACACUAGACUAAGGCCAGACAGAGCUACCAGCUGCCCCCUUGAGUUGGGCCUCAAUGCCAGUAAGACUUAAUAGUUUUCAGUCAAUCUGUUCUAUUAAUUUUGUCUCUUAUUCCAUAUCUGUCACUCAAGGUCAGCCAUAGCUGUUUACAUUUUCCAUGUACAUAAACAACACGCUCUCUGAAGGUUGCAUUGAGAUGAUGAUGAUGAUGAUGAUGAUGAUGAUAAUGUCUUACUCGGGUUGCUGUGAAGUUCUUGAGCAGAGUCUGAGGAGGACCUGCCGCUCAGGGAGCUAGCUGUGGUCUCUCGUCCCUUUAUUACCAGUGUCGUCUUUUAGCCUUGUGCUCCUCACACCUUUUGCACCUAAGAUGAGACCCGUAACCAUAAUCACUGUGGACGUAAGUUCUAUUUUUGUGAAUGUUACUCACAAAGUGUCAAAGCCCCUUCCCAUUUGUCCUAAUAUUGUGACAUCAAAUUUACAAGACAUAGGAAUUUAAAAAGAAAAAAAAAACAAAAUCAGUCAGAGUUAAAAUCAUUAUUAGGGUUUAAUGUUUCUUUUUGCUGUGAUUUUCAUUUAUUUGUCAGUCUUUUAUCCACCUUUUUUUUUCUUUGUGUCUCCACUUUUGUCUGGUAAAGUCAGUGAUCUAUUUUUUUUAAUUGAAGAAAGAUUAGGUACAAACAAAAAAGAAUAGUUUGUCUCCCUUCUCUUUCCCUGUAUGACAAAAUGUACAAGAGGUAUAUUACUAGUCCAAGAGUAACUGAGUCACACAGCUCGAUAUAUAUUGUUGUCCAAUGGGAUACAUUAUAUGUGGUUUUAAGAAUGUAAUAAAUUGUUUCUUUUUCUUUUAAAA